Messenger RNA from Austrofundulus limnaeus, 907 nucleotides. RefSeq names its product homeobox protein HMX3. NCBI's taxonomy places the organism in Eukaryota, Metazoa, Chordata, Actinopteri, Cyprinodontiformes, Rivulidae. Gene Ontology annotation, cellular component: nucleus. Gene Ontology annotation, molecular function: RNA polymerase II transcription regulatory region sequence-specific DNA binding; DNA-binding transcription factor activity, RNA polymerase II-specific. The record is from RefSeq and is a predicted model, not a curated record. Gene Ontology annotation, biological process: regulation of transcription by RNA polymerase II.
GCUCUUACAGAAGUUGUUCCAAAAGCUAUCUGAAACAGAAGUCUGACCAAUCAGAAGCCCUCAGAUCCACCCCAGCUGACCAAUCAGAAGCCGCUGGGUCGCUGGUCUUCCGGGUCGUUGAACUGCGGCGCAGCGGGAGUCUGUCAGUCCGAGGCAGGGAGAGAUGGUGGUCGGAGCGGAGCGGCGGGACUCAGCUCGGCGCUUGUGGACUUUUAACCGGAGCGGAUGAGAUGCCGGGGGACAUGACGAGCAAACAGGACGGUCCGAGUCGGAGCGCGUGUUUCACUUUUACCAUCGACAGCAUCCUCAACCUGCAGCAGCGGCGCAGCGGGGACUCGGACGGGUCGAAGAGGGAUUUUCAAGCGGGACACGAGGAGCCGUGGGACGUCCGGAGGGAGCGAGACAGCCGGUCAGAGGAGACAGCGAAGCCCCGAGUGUCCUCCUCCCCGGCGGCGCGCAGCCCGGGCUCGGAGGAGGAGGCCGCCGUCGCCCCGGACUCUAAGCCCGCCGCCGGGAAGAAGAAAACCCGCACCAUCUUCUCCAAAAGGCAGAUCUUCCAGCUGGAGGCCACCUUCGACAUGAAGCGCUACCUGAGCAGCUCGGAGAGAGCCUGCCUCGCCAGCUCCCUGCAGCUCACCGAGACCCAGGUGAAGAUCUGGUUCCAGAACCGGCGCAACAAGCUGAAGCGGCAGCUGACCACGGACGUGGUGGCCGCGGAGCAGUUCUCCGAGGCGGGGAAGCCCGUCCAGGUCCCGGGCUUUUAUAAGGACAGCAGCCUGCUGGGUGGAUGUUUGUUCCCCGUGUCUCUGCCCGUCCUCUACCCGAACUCUGCGCCUUACAUCUGCUUCUCCAGCUCCAAAUACUUUAACCUGUUCGACACGGACUGAGGAGAACCUGGACUACAUCC